Messenger RNA from Dictyostelium discoideum AX4, 474 nucleotides. RefSeq lists its product as hypothetical. NCBI's taxonomy places the organism in Eukaryota, Evosea, Eumycetozoa, Dictyosteliales, Dictyosteliaceae. Bases 1 to 474 code for a protein of 157 amino acids. The transcript has 3 exons. The record is from RefSeq and is a predicted model, not a curated record.
AUGACAAAUUGUAAUAGAAGUAAUGCUGCUAUAGCACCAAAAUUAAUGAAACAAGUUCAAGUCAAAUUAAAAGAAGUACAACAAUUAUUCCCAAUAACUACAAACUCUUUAAUCAUUGAUAAAAAUGGGGAAAUAAUUGUCGAAACAUCACAAAACAAUUUAGGACAAAAAGAACUUUCAAAUACAAUUCAUCAAUUAAAAACUUAUGCAAUUUCAUUUGUUUCAACAUUACAAGAAAAAGAUGAUUGCUCUCAUAUUCAUAUUAGAGGAGAAAAAAAUAUGUUUUCAUUUUAUAUAGUUAGAGACUCUGUAAGUAAAUAUAGAGAAGAACCAUUAUUCAAUUUAGUUAUUUUAGCAUUUUUCACUCAAAUGGAUUUUGAAGCUGGUAAAAAGUUCAAUUUUCAACAAGCAGAUGAUAAAGUAAAAUUAAUUUGUCAAGAUCUUCUCCAUUUACUCGCAAAUACAAAGAUUUAA